CUUUGGAUCAGGUCAGAGGAAAAAGCCCAUUUCAACUGUCUGUAUAUUAUAAGAGGCCUAAAUGUUAUAUAAAUAGAUUAGAAGCACUCUAGGGUUUCACCCCUUGUUCGACACACCACUCUAGGGUUUCUGCAACAUUUCUCUUCGGCGAAAGAGAGGUAGAAGAAAAUGCCUGCCGGACACGGUCUCAGGUCCCGUACACGUGAUCUCUUCUCACGUCCAUUCAGGAAGAAGGGUUACAUUCCUCUCUCAACCUACCUCAAGACUUACAAGACCGGUGAGUAUGUCGAUAUCAAGGUGAACGGAGCCAUUCACAAAGGUAUGCCCCACAAGUUCUACCAUGGCCGAACUGGACGUGUCUGGAACAUCACCAAGCGUGCUAUUGGUGUUGAAGUUAACAAACAGGUUGGCAACCGUAUCAUCAAGAAGAGGAUUCAUGUUCGUGUGGAGCAUGUCCAGCCCUCAAGAUGCACCGAGGAAUUCAGGAACAGAAAGUUGAGAAACGACAAGCUCAAGGCCGAGGCAAAGGCCAAGGGUGCUGUUAUCAGUACCAAGCGCCAACCAGAGGGCCCCAAACCCGGGUUCAUGGUUGAAGGUGCUCAAUUGGAGACAGUUACCCCCAUUCCAUAUGAUGUGGUCAAUGACCUUAAAGGUGGUUAUUAGAUCGUUUAUAUAUUUUUUUUCUCAAUGCUUUUCUCUGUGGUUUCUGGUUUUGUUUUCUGGACUACCAAUGGAAAUGUUUUGUUAAGUAGUUAAAAACUUAAGAGGUUUCGAAUUCUUGUUAGUUUUAAUUAUAUUUUGAAUACUAUUAUUCUAAAUACAAUUUUGUUUUAAUGGC
This is a messenger RNA of Cannabis sativa, 838 nucleotides long. Its product is annotated as large ribosomal subunit protein eL21x/eL21w. Gene Ontology annotation, cellular component: cytosolic large ribosomal subunit; ribosome. The record is from RefSeq and is a predicted model, not a curated record. Gene Ontology annotation, biological process: translation. Bases 169 to 663 code for a protein of 164 amino acids. Gene Ontology annotation, molecular function: structural constituent of ribosome. The transcript is spliced from 3 exons. Lineage: Eukaryota; Viridiplantae; Streptophyta; Magnoliopsida; Rosales; Cannabaceae.